UUGACGGCCGUUUGUAUAGUGAGAUUGUUGCGAGUCAACAACGGAGCAGACUUGUGUGUUCGCGGGAAGUUUUCACCUCUGCUGCAGGUAAAGCUACAGAAGAGAUGCUUUUUGUGUGCUUUUGUGAAUCUCAAAACAUCGAGGAUGUUAAACCGACAGCAGCAUCUAAACUAUCCCCCUGUCGUCUCAUCGUCAACUCUACUCCACCUACAUCAGCCUACGGCGGCGACCCCGCACCACUGACGUCAUGUUCCACGCGGGCGGGCACAAAUGCGUCAACACCCGGGGGCGGGCCAGCGGUAUCAGCCGGCACUACCCCAACUUUCUCAACCACCCCGACUGGAAGGCGCCCCUGCGCUGUGGCAUCCUCUUCAUCACCGUCAGCUGCAUCCUCUUCGUCAUCGGCGUCAUCCUCACCUGGCUAGGUACACGUAAAAGAGUGCACGAUGUGUUUGGGGAGAGCGUCCCCAUCACAGGACCCAUCCUGUUGGCUGUAGGGGUCCUGAUGCUGUUGCUGGCGGUCCGGCAGUUUUAUCUGGCACAGAUUAGGAAGAAGGCACACAAGAAGGUCUUGGCGGGGAAAGGACCAGGGCAUGCUGUGAUCACGGCAAUCACGGAGCAGGACGAAGAGCAGGACUUGUCAGAGGACGCAGAUCUCAACCAAAAUAAAUAUCUGGACACAAUGGAUGACCAUGACCCCACGGGCAAACAGCCCGAGGGGUACUACGAUCACAACGGCGCCCCCAUGUCGUGCGCCGAGCCACUGCUCAGCGGGGGGUACGUCUGGCCCCCCGUGGCCAUCCAGUCCCCCUACUACUCCAUGGCCAUGAUGGUCUACAAAGACCCGGCCUUGACCUACGGACCUUUCAUCUCGGCGCCGGUUCCACUCGAAUCCUGCAGCGCCGGACCUGCCGUCGCCACCGGCAGCGACUCUGUGCCAGGGGAGGCUGGCGCCCUCUGCUGCGGCGCCCCCCACGGCGACACGGCCGUCCUAGAGACGACGUCCACCACGCUGCACCAACAAAGUCGCAGCACCUCCCCCUCCAGCCCCGCCCCCACUGCCGACUCGGACUGUCUGAGGAUUUUCCCUUCAGACUACCUAUCCUCCUACCAGCGCACCCCCGGGGGGUCUACCAGCCCGGGGAUCAGCAGCCUGCCCAACCCCACAGCGUUCAUGAUGAUCCGGACUCUAGAGGUUCAGGAGACGAUAUGAGACAUGACGUCAGGAUGUGACAUCAUUCCGUGUACGGCAUUAUGACGACAGCAUCUCCGCACGUCCAUAUUGGAUCAGAACAUUCCAUAGCAAGGCUCCCACAAGCUGGGAAUGUUCUAGCAAUUUGCUGCCCGUCGAAGACCGGAAGUCUUGAAGCUCGAUGCUGAGACAGCCAGUGAGAUAUGCACUUAGUCAGUGAGAUAUAUACAGAGAUAGUCACUGAGAAAGGUGUGCUCCUAUAAUCUGAUGAUACUGUACAGCGGUGAUUAUAGCAAGUGGUCACUGACAGAACAUGACCUGGGAUAUACACACGGCCGCUAAGGGGUUAAUGUUUGUAUACAAAAUUAAUGCGCGGUUUUCUGUGUCAGACAAUCGUCCAUUCAUUAUUGUCAAAAUUGUUACAUUUUUUAACUUGUCAUUUUUUUUUAAAAUAUGGCAAACUUGUUAAAAUAAGAAUUAUGUCUAAUUUGAAAGCUUUUCAAAGAAUGAAAAUUCUAACUAAAACAUAUCCACUUUGGGAUACUUGUCCAUUUAGUAACUUGUCAGACUUUGAAUACUUGCCAAGAUAGCGCUUGUUUUCUUAGGAGCACUUUUUAGUUUAGGAAUACAUUUUAAAGUAUGAAUACUAGUGUAAAAGGAAUACUUGUCUAAAAGGAAUAUUUGUCUAAAAGAAAUACUUGUGUAAAAGGAAUAUUUGUCUAAAAGGAAUAUUUGUCUAAAAGGAAUAUUUGUCUAAAAGAAAUACUUGUGUAAAAGGAAUAUUUGUCUAAAAGGAAUAUUUGUCUAAAAGGAAUAUUUGUCUAAAAGGAAUACUUGUCAGUCAGCUGAAGUUUUCACGGUAAUGAAUCGCUUUAAUGCCGCUCGUAUUAAGCCAAAACUAAGAAAGAAAAAGUUGGAAUAAGACAUUUCG
This is a messenger RNA of Physella acuta, 2123 nucleotides long. RefSeq lists its product as uncharacterized. NCBI's taxonomy places the organism in Eukaryota, Metazoa, Mollusca, Gastropoda, Physidae. The record is from RefSeq and is a predicted model, not a curated record.